AUUUUAAAAAGAUACUUUUUAUUCUACAGGUGUUGUCUGUGGCUGUCUACAAUCAUUAUAAAAGAAUAUACAACAAUAAUCCAAAUCAAUCUAAUAAUUCAAGGCAAGAUAUGGCGGUAAUGGAACAGGGCCCACACAACAUUACACAUAGAGAUCAACCUCAUAUCACCGGCUUAGGAAAUGCAUCCUUGGGAAUGAGUUUUGGAACGGUAGAUUCGUCGAGAACAUCCCAAUCUUCUACUGGUUCGGACAUAUUGGAUAGAACAGCACACGAACUGAAGUUGGAAAAAAGCAAUAUUUUAUUACUGGGACCUACUGGAUCAGGUAAAACGCUUCUAGCUCAAACUAUAGCUCAGUGUUUAGAUGUGCCUUUUGCGAUUUGCGAUUGCACCACUUUGACUCAGGCUGGGUACGUAGGAGAGGACAUUGAAAGUGUGAUUGGAAAACUACUUCAAGAUGCUGGAUACAGCGUGGAGAAGGCUCAAGUUGGAAUUGUGUUUUUAGAUGAAGUUGAUAAAAUUGGCGCAGUUCCCGGGAUUCAUCAACUUAGAGAUGUUGGAGGUGAGGGAGUUCAACAAGGUAUGCUGAAAAUGUUGGAAGGGACAGUGGUGAAUGUUCCAGAAAGGAAUUCUCCCAGAAAACUCAGAGGAGAGACUAUUCAAGUGGAUACAACAAACAUUCUUUUCGUGGCCAGCGGUGCCUACAACGGUCUGGAAAGAUUGAUUCAGAGGAGGAAUAAUGAAAACUACCUGGGUUUCGGAGCUCCUGUCUCGGAAGGAAAAGGAAGACGAGCUGUAGCUCAAGAAGCAACCCUACAUCAGUCCUCUCAGAGUGCCGAAGAGGAAAAUGCCGAAAAAGAUGCUGCCCUCAAACAAGUUCAAGCUAGAGAUCUCAUAGACUUUGGAAUGAUACCUGAAUUUGUGGGGAGGUUUCCUGUUCUUGUUCCGUUCCAUUCUUUAGACCAGAACAUGUUGGUGAGAAUCCUAACUGAACCUAAAAAUGCUUUGCUUCCUCAAUAUAAGAGGCUAUUGAUUAUGGAUCAGUGUAACCUUACUUUCACUCCUGAUGCCCUGAAUGCCAUAGCGCAACUAGCAAUGGAAAGGAAGACCGGAGCUAGAGGAUUGAGGGCGAUAAUGGAAUCUCUACUAUUAGAGCCUAUGUUUGAAGUUCCUGGUGCAAGCAUUUCUGAGGUGCACGUAACUGAAGACUAUGUGAGAGGUAAUGGUUCUCCAAUUUACGUCAAGAAUACAGAUACAUCAAAUCCCGAAACCAACGAAGAAGAUGAGCUCAAUACGUCUAUUAGAUUAAAACAGUGAUACGGGUGUAGAAAAAUUAAAACGUGAUGUGAUGCUCUAAUACUAGGCUGUUUUGCUUCCUUUGACUUAUCCAGAUUGGGCGAAUGAAAUGAUAAUAGCAAAAUAUUUAAAAAAAGGAAAAAUUCUUGAUAUGUCGAAAGGGAAUAUAGUUUUAAUAAAUAACCGAAAUUUAUAUAGGG
This is a messenger RNA of Leptinotarsa decemlineata (Colorado potato beetle), 1495 nucleotides long. RefSeq names its product Caseinolytic protease chaperone subunit (gene ClpX). Lineage: Eukaryota; Metazoa; Arthropoda; Insecta; Coleoptera; Chrysomelidae. Gene Ontology annotation, cellular component: mitochondrial matrix. The record is from RefSeq and is a predicted model, not a curated record. Gene Ontology annotation, molecular function: protein dimerization activity; ATP hydrolysis activity; zinc ion binding.